AAAGUUCCUUAGGAUGUAAAGUCUAGCAAAGUCUCAGGGCGGGGAGCAGCGUGGGUCCCAGGCCCAGUCGCUGGGAUCUCCUGCUGGCAGCGGCGAGAAGCAGGACCGGCUCCGCUGGAACUUUUUUUUCUCCUCCCAGGCGACGUCCGUCCGAUGGGUGUGUCGGGCAGGAGGUGAUAUUUGAAGGGCUGCGGGCGAGCCUCGGCGGACCAGGGCGCGCGGAGCAGGGGUGACAGCAUGGCCUCCCGGGACCCGCCGCCCGCCACCAGCUACGCCCCGCCCGACGUGCCCUCCGGGGUCGCGGUGUUCCUCACCAUCCCCUUCGCCUUCAUCCUGCCGGAGCUGGUAUUCGGGUUCUUGGUCUGGACUCUGGUGGCUGCCACACAGGUAGGCAACCCCCUGCUGCAAGGAUGGGUGCUGUACGUUUCGCUCACCUCGUUCCUCAUCUCCUUCAUGUUCCUGAUGUCUUACGUGUUAGGAUUUUACAAGCGAUUUGAGUCCUGGAGAGUCCUGGACAGCCUGUACCAUGGAACCACUGGAAUCCUGUACAUGAGUGCCGCUGUCUUGCAAGCACAUGCCACGAUCGUGUCUGAGAAUGAGGACUCGAAGAAGUACUACAUCAACACUGCAGCCUCAUUCUUUGCCUUCAUCACCACCCUGCUCUACAUCCUGCACGCCUUCAGCAUCUAUUACCACUGAAGUGCUGGGGAGCCAUGCCCAGUGAAUGCUCUCUGAAGGCCCAGGUGAUUAGCUCCGAAAGCAGGCUUCGCCAUUUGCCAUCUGGGUGACAAAUGGAAGAUACACCAAGCCACCCAAUGGGGUCAGAAGCCCAUCUUUCCAGAAUGUGUGAGAAGACUCACUUGGACACUUUCUCUUUGGACACUUUCUCUCCUUAUGAUGAAUAUGAAAAAGCUAUUUUUCCUUUUCCUAGGAAGAUAGCUGCCUCUUACAAUUUCCUGACCUAGGAACCCAGCUUUUCUAGAAAACUAACUUGAAGCCUUCACUGUUCAAAUUUCCAAUUUGGCUACUGUCACAUCUAUUUAGGGAUUUUCUCCCCUCAGCAAUGGUGCUUCUACAGUAGGUUUAGGAAAUAUUCAAUCUUAUUUUCUUAAACUGCAAAGGCUCUGUGAAGAGCUAACACCCGUGCACAUACCGUUUCUGCUCUGAGGCAGUGCUCCAGACCUGCCCUCCUCCUCCAGUUGUGGCCAGUCCCUUUGCUCCCCCAAUGUCUCUGUCCUUCCCAUAGUCAUCUCUGAUACACCUGCCCAUCACUUCCCAGUAGUUCACAGGGGAGAGGAAUAUAUGUGUGUGAUGUUUCCAUGGUGAUGCUGGACCACACUGCGUAGAGGCUUAACUACCAGGACAAGAGCAAGUACACUGCCCAUCUCUUCUUCCAUCCCACCCCCUCCUGCCACUGUGUUAGGAUCCAAGGAAAAUCUACAUAAAACCAAUACUGAGGGUAGAUUUGUGAGAGGAAUAAGUGAUUGGGGUUGGGGGUCAGAAAGAGAAGAAGUCAGCCACUCGGGAACUGCAGGAGUCCAUGUACCUGUGUUGGGCCUCCAAGAUCAACCUCCUAAGGACUAGAUGCUUCCUUGUCCUGCAGAAAAGACUUCAGCAAAGGAGAUUUGGAUAUGGUAUCCACAGAUUUACCUCUGGGCUCCUCCCAGAAGCACAGAGAAGAAGCAGUUGUCACAUCAUUGUAGGAGCUGUGAAAGGACCCCUCGGGGGUCUAUGCUCACAGCUGUUGCCCCCCUCUUCUUGGGGGCCCUCUGGGUAGAGCUCCUCUACAGGACUCCCCAGGAUUCAUCCUGGAAGGACAUUUGCGUAUCGGGGCCAUUUUCUAAGACCAGGACUUGUUGCACAAACAAAAGCAUCAAAUCAAAGUGCUUGACUUCAAAGCAAGUCAGGCCCUCCAUCCUAUCCCCAUCUGCGAGGGUCUCAGCCCUUUGCCAAGGGCCUCUGCAUGGCUGAGUUUCCUGACCCAAUAGGCCAACAGGACACAGCUUUGCAACUGCCUAAAUAAAUUAUUAUGUAAAAGGGACUUACUUGCUUUAAAUGAAUCUAACUUUUCUCCAAUCCAGGGGUUGGGGGGAGUGGACAGAUGGACUUGGCUUCACUAUGGUUUACUAGUCACAUACUAAUUGCCCUGAUAUCUUGAAAAGCCACCAUUUAUCUCCCAUUUUGUAGUCUGGCAGCUGUCUGCAAUGAUCACCGUUGAUAUUUACUGAGUGGCCACAUGCAAAUAAAUGAUGUUUAUAAAA
This is a messenger RNA of Nannospalax galili (Upper Galilee mountains blind mole rat), 2261 nucleotides long. RefSeq names its product mal, T cell differentiation protein like (gene Mall). Gene Ontology annotation, molecular function: structural constituent of myelin sheath. NCBI's taxonomy places the organism in Eukaryota, Metazoa, Chordata, Mammalia, Rodentia, Spalacidae. Gene Ontology annotation, biological process: myelination. Bases 238 to 699 code for a protein of 153 amino acids. The transcript is spliced from 4 exons. Gene Ontology annotation, cellular component: membrane. The record is from RefSeq and is a predicted model, not a curated record.